Vombatus ursinus (common wombat) is the source of this 2781-nucleotide messenger RNA. It is a transcript of the gene KIFAP3, whose product is annotated as kinesin associated protein 3. Lineage: Eukaryota; Metazoa; Chordata; Mammalia; Diprotodontia; Vombatidae. Gene Ontology annotation, molecular function: kinesin binding. The record is from RefSeq and is a predicted model, not a curated record. Gene Ontology annotation, biological process: microtubule-based movement; cilium organization. The transcript is spliced from 20 exons. Bases 32 to 2413 code for a protein of 793 amino acids. Gene Ontology annotation, cellular component: kinesin II complex; ciliary transition zone; axoneme.
ACCCGCCCCAGGCCCCGCCGCCGCCGCCGCCAUGCAGGGCGAGGAUGCCCGAUACCUCAAGAGGAAGGUUAAAGGAGGAAAUAUUGAUGUGCAUCCAUCAGAAAAGGCACUUAUUGUUCAAUAUGAAGUGGAAGCUACCAUUCUUGGAGAAAUGGGGGAUCCCAUGCUGGGAGAACGGAAGGAAUGUCAAAAAAUAAUUCGUCUGAAAAGUCUCAAUGCUAAUACUGAUAUCACUUCCUUGGCUCGGAAAGUGGUUGAAGAGUGUAAACUCAUUCAUCCCUCAAAACUAAAUGAGGUGGAACAGCUGUUAUAUUACUUACAGAACCGGCGUGAUGCUUUGUCAGGGAAAGAAAAAAAAGAAAAAUCUAGCAAGCCUAAAGAUCCACCUCCUUUUGAAGGAAUGGAGAUUGAUGAAGUCGCCAAUAUUAAUGAUAUGGAUGAGUACAUUGAAUUAUUGUAUGAAGAUAUUCCUGAUAAGGUGCGCGGUUCUGCCUUGAUUCUGCAGCUUGCUCGGAAUCCUGAUAACUUGGAAGAACUACUGCUCAAUGAAACUGCCCUUGGUGCAUUAGCCAGAGUAUUGAGAGAAGACUGGAAGCAAAGUGUGGAAUUGGCUACUAACAUAAUAUAUAUUUUCUUCUGCUUUUCCAGUUUUUCUCAGUUUCAUGGGCUAAUCACUCACUAUAAAAUUGGAGCUCUGUGUAUGAAUAUAAUUGAUCAUGAACUGAAGAGACAUGAACUCUGGCAAGAGGAACUUUCUAAGAAGAAGAAAGCUGUUGAAGAAGACCCUGAAAACCAAACUAUGAAAAAAGAUUAUGAAAAAACCUAUAAGAAGUACCAAGGUUUGGUGGUAAAGCAGGAACAGCUCUUACGAGUUGCUCUUUAUUUGCUUUUGAACCUUGCUGAGGAUACUCGGACUGAGCUGAAAAUGAGGAACAAGAACAUAGUUCAUAUGCUAGUGAAGGCACUUGAUCGAGAUAAUUUUGAACUCCUAAUUCUGGUGGUGUCUUUCCUAAAGAAACUUAGCAUUUUUAUGGAAAACAAAAAUGAUAUGGUAGAAAUGGACAUCGUUGAAAAAUUGGUGAAAAUGGUACCUUGUGAACAUGAAGAUCUCCUAAAUAUCACCCUAAGACUUUUGUUAAAUCUGUCCUUUGAUACAGGACUGAGAAACAAGAUGGUACAAGUUGGACUACUUCCCAAACUUACUGCACUUUUAGGAAAUGAAAAUUACAAGCAAAUAGCAAUGUGUGUUCUCUACCACAUAAGCAUGGAUGACCGAUUUAAGUCAAUGUUUGCAUAUACUGAUUGUAUACCACAGCUAAUGAAAAUGCUCUUUGAGUGCUCUGAUGAACGAAUUGACCUAGAGCUCAUCUCCUUCUGCAUCAACCUUGCUGCUAACAAGAGGAACGUACAGCUUAUUUGUGAAGGAAAUGGACUGAAGAUGCUUAUGAAGAGGGCUCUAAAAUUCAAGGAUCCACUGUUGAUGAAGAUGAUUAGGAACAUUUCACAGCAUGAUGGACCAACUAAAAAUUUGUUUAUUGAUUAUGUUGGGGAUCUCGCAGCUCAGAUCUCUAAUGAUGAAGAAGAGGAAUUUGUGAUAGAAUGUUUGGGGACCCUAGCAAAUCUCACCAUCCCUGACUUGGACUGGGAGCUAGUUCUCAAAGAGUACAAGUUGGCCCCGUACCUCAAGGAUAAACUUAAACCAGGUGCUGCCGAAGAUGAUCUUGUUUUAGAAGUGGUUAUAAUGAUUGGAACUGUGUCUAUGGAUGAUUCUUGUGCUGCAUUGCUAGCCAAAUCAGGAAUCAUUCCAGCACUUAUUGAAUUGCUGAAUGCUCAACAAGAAGAUGAUGAGUUUGUGUGUCAGAUAAUCUAUGUCUUCUACCAGAUGGUUUUCCACCAAGCUACUAGAGAUGUCAUCAUCAAGGAAACACAGGCUCCAGCUUAUCUAAUAGACCUAAUGCAUGACAAAAAUAAUGAGAUCCGCAAAGUCUGUGAUAAUACGUUAGAUAUCAUAGCGGAAUACGAUGAAGAGUGGGCUAAGAAAAUUCAGAGUGAGAAGUUCCGCUGGCAUAACUCUCAGUGGCUUGAGAUGGUAGAGAGUCGUCAGAUGGAUGAGAGUGAACAAUACUUAUAUGGAGAUGAUCGAAUUGAACCAUACAUCCAUGAAGCAGAUAUCCUUGAAAGACCUGACCUGUUCUACAGUUCAGAUGGAUUGAUUGCUCCUGAAGGUGCCAUGAGUCCGGAUUUCUUCAAUGAUUAUCACCUUCAGAAUGGAGACUUAGUGGGGCAACAUUCCUUUCCUGGAAGUCUUGGAGUUGAUGGUUUUGGUCAGCCAGUUGGCAUUCUUGGACGCCCCGCCACAGCUUAUGGAUUCCGCCCUGAUGAACCUUACUACUAUGGCUAUGGAUCUCGCUGAAAGUCAUCCCUGCCCCAAUUCCUUUUUGAUGUGUCCUCCCAACUUGCUAGAAAACAGUGUGUGUUUAGCUCCUUUGGACCUUGGCCUGGUAAUGCAUGUUGAUACCACUGCAGGUCUGUGUGAUGUUUCCUUUUUUGUCUUGUUGUUAGCUGAUGGUUAAACCCAACUCUUUCUUCUUGUGUUAAUGUUGCUGGUGGUGAUGUAGUUCACACAUCAGGCUACAUUUUGAGGUUGUACAGUAUUUGCCAUGGGACUUGAAAGUGAAUGUUAAAAAGCUACUGGACUGGAAAGUAAACACUACAUUAUGUAUAUUAAGCAAUUAAUUUAAUUUCUAUUAAAAACAAGAAGCUUACAGUGCUGAUAAACAA